Molecule: messenger RNA, 804 nt
Organism: Lycium ferocissimum
Lineage: Eukaryota; Viridiplantae; Streptophyta; Magnoliopsida; Solanales; Solanaceae
Exons: 2
Coding region: 1-804 (267 amino acids)
Molecular function (GO): zinc ion binding; nucleic acid binding
Source: RefSeq, a predicted model, not a curated record
AUGGGGGCCGUGGAUAAGUACGGGGUAGAGUUUGUGACCUUCCAGUUCUUGGGUGAUGCCAAGCUUUGGUGGAGGGCUUAUGUGGAGUGUAGGCCAGCUGGGUCUCCUCCGUUGACUUGGGUUCAGUUUUACUCUGUGUUUCUGGACAAGUACGUUCCGCGUACUCUGAGGGAUCGAAGGAAGGAUGAGUUCUCUACUAUUGGUCAGGGGAACUCGUCUGUUGCUGUGUAUGAGUCCCGUUUCCACUCCCUUUCUCGUUAUGCUCUUCAGUUACUGCCCACUGAAGGGGAGAGGAUACGGCGGUUCGUGAAGGGGUUGAACACCGGACUGCAGUUAUCGGCUCUUCAGCUUGUAGCCACUGGGGCUUCAUUUCAGGAGAUAGUGGAGCAUGUCCGUAUCGUUGAGGGGAUUAGGCAUGAGAGUUAUACAAGGCAAGUUGAGAAGAAGGCCCGUAAGGGUGGGAUGUUCAGUAACUCCUUCUCGAGGGGUCAGAGUUCGCAGGUAUAUUCAGGGCGUCCGGUUCAGUCCGCGAUGCAGGUGUCAGCUGGGGGCCCAUCAGGGGCAAAUUAUCAAGCUUCCGGUCAGCAUGGAGGCUACACUGCUUCAUCAGCUUCUGUUCAGCGGCCUACGCUGGACCGUGCUUGCUUCGAGUGUGGUGAGAUAGGGCAUAUUAAGAGGUAUUGCCCCAGACUUAGACAGAGUGGGCAGGGGACUCAGUAUCAGACUCCCCGAGCUCCAUUUGCACCAGAUCGAGGGGGUAAGGAUCGCGCACCGGCAGGGCAGGGCGGGGCGGCCACACCGUAG